AGCUACCACCAGAAAGAAAGCAACAUGGCUUCAGUCUGUGCCCCACUUCUGCUGUUGCCAGGCAAGAUUAUCUUCUUCAAAAGCGCUUAAUGACCAAGAAUUUCUCAGAAGACUGGGAAUGGACUGGGUGCGAUGAAGGCAUCCUUCCUUGGAGGAACAAAAUUAAGGCAGAAGAAGUCGACAGCACCCACUGCACGCCGAGCACUUUCAGUGUCUGCUGAAGCAACAUCUGAGAGGCCCCUCUGGUUCCCAGGCAGCACCCCUCCUCCAUGGCUUGAUGGCAGCCUCCCAGGAGAUUUUGGAUUUGAUCCCCUAGGCCUUGGAUCUGAUCCAGAGAGCUUGAGAUGGAACCAGCAAGCAGAACUCGUGCACUGCCGAUGGGCAAUGUUGGGCGCUGCAGGAAUCUUCAUCCCUGAACUCCUUACGAAGAUUGGCAUUCUCAACACUCCAUGGUAUACUGCUGGAGAACUGGAAUACUUCACAGACACCACCACCCUCUUUGUGAUCGAGCUCAUCUUGAUUGGUUGGGCUGAGGGGAGGAGGUGGGCCGACAUCAUCAAGCCUGGGUGUGUGAACACUGAUCCUGUCUUCCCCAACAACAAGCUCACGGGGACUGAUGUAGGAUACCCGGGAGGGUUCUGGUUUGACCCACUGGGAUGGGGAAGUGGUUCUCCUGAGAAGGUCAAGGAGCUGAGGACGAAGGAGAUCAAGAAUGGAAGGCUGGCGAUGUUGGCAGUGAUGGGUGCCUGGUUCCAAGCCAUCUACACCGGCACUGGUCCAAUCGAUAACCUCUUUGCUCACCUCGCAGACCCUGGCCAUGCGACUAUUUUUGCUUUCACCCCAAAGUGAAGAAGGAUCAGAGGAGCAUUGGUUGCAGUCGACAUCGGAAAGAUAAUGAUGUAACUCUUUUGCAGGAAUAGAAGCUAAGCUGAAGAGAGGAGAGUAACUGACAUGGAUGUUUGUAUCAUUAAAAAUGAUACUUGCUUUAUACUCGAGUGUUUAAUAUAACAACUUAAUCGAGUACAAAUAGCUUUAGAAAGCUUGCA
Phoenix dactylifera (date palm) is the source of this 1046-nucleotide messenger RNA. Lineage: Eukaryota; Viridiplantae; Streptophyta; Magnoliopsida; Arecales; Arecaceae. The record is from RefSeq and is a predicted model, not a curated record.